This is a messenger RNA of Cylicocyclus nassatus, 639 nucleotides long. NCBI's taxonomy places the organism in Eukaryota, Metazoa, Nematoda, Chromadorea, Rhabditida, Strongylidae. The record is from the annotation of a GenBank genome assembly.
AUGGAGGGUAAGGUGCUGAAACGAUUGCAAAGCUUCGGCCCGGGAGGGGAAUUGAACCCUCCUUGGACUAGCGAGAGACAGACUCGAUCGCCUUGCGCCAUCGCCGCUUAUCAACAGGAGACGAGCACCCACUCCAACGCUAAGGAUCUGGAGGAGCAACGUCUUUUCCACACUCAAGCCAACAUCGCUCGCAUCAACACCCGAUCGCGGACCGCAACACAGGACAACAACGACUCUGCUCGAUCAUCACCUCCAGAGACGAUCUACGUACGUACGUCGCAAGGAGAGAAACCGAUGACGUCAGGAGAGACUUCAACCGUGAAAGGAGAGACCAUCCAACCAACAAUUUCGGACCGAGAGAGCCAAGCGAACAUGGGCGUUGCCUCAUCUGAGGAACCCCCGAAGCAAACCGAAAAUGAGCCGGAUCUUUGCGGUGCCCUGACAUCACAAGUCCAUCGUGCAAAGACACGUUCUUACUUUGUAGAAGCCUUGAUGGGAGAUGAGCCUUGGAAAAAGGUUGAUAAAUAUUUUGUGAAUCUAGUAUUCCGAAUCCAAAUCUUGGCCUUACUCUUGUUCACUAUCAACAAACCACCGCAUCUGAAUCCGGCCAAUUCAGCCUACAUACACUACGAUACAUGA